GAGAAUCCAAGCAUUCAGUCUCCUGUGCAAGAUCUAAGAAGGGUAAACCCAUCCAACAACAAGUACAGAUUUCCUCAGGAUUGCCCCAUGGAACCCAUGUAUACCCUUUCAGUUGUCUUCCUCCUCUCAGUCAACUCCUGGAUGAGCUCCUCCAUGCCAAAAUACGACGACCAACCCUCCUAGCCAUUUCCGCUAGCUCGCUCGCCCUUCUCCUCAUUCCCUCAGCCUCCUCUCUCCCAUGCAUCAUCCUCCCCACUGGCCCUCUCUAUCUCCUCCCCACCAUCGAUGGAAGUCUCAUCAAAACUGGUUACAAUCGAUGUCUCAUCUCCCCUCCGAGACGUCUUGUGAGGGCCCGGUCCAUUGACCGGCCCGCACACAGUUGGGCCAGGCCCAUUGGCUGUUGCGGUCUCUCCCCAGGGCCGAUGAAAGCCCCCAAUAGCUCAUCCGUUCCAGAAACCCCCUCCUCCCUGUUCUCUCCUUGCCCUUGGACCGGGAUGUUGCCAGAUCUGGGCACUCCGGCGGCCUGAUGUUCGCCGCCGACCUCGCUCAUGCAGGGUUCUAUCUCCGGUAUCCUCCGCCGGACUUUACCACCCGCGCCCCCUGUUCUCAAUAGCGAGCAAAUUUCAGCUCAAAAACUUUGCCAGCAAGAUAUAGGAUGGUACGAACUGGAACACGACAUAUCUGAUUUUAGGAUUGAUUGUUCUUGGAGCUUGGCUGCCUAGAGUAAAGAUUUCUUAGAAUGAGAAUGUUCUGAUGACGUUAUCAUGAUGAGAGGCUUCUUUAAGCUUUACCAACUCGGCCAUAGAUUUUCAUGGGUAGGCUUUGCUGCUGAAGUUGUUGGGAGUGUCAGUCAUGCUGGAGGAUUCUUCAAUAAGUAUAACGUGCUUCACACAUCAGCUUUAUGCUUCAGGAGGCAAUAUAAUCCAAGUCUUCAGCAUCUUUGUACUAGAACCCCAUAUGAAGUCCUGUGGGAAGGAUCCUCUAGUGCAACCCUGUUGAGGAAGCUUGAAAUUGCCUUGAAGGAUGAUAGUGUAAAUGAAGCAUGGGAAGCAUUCAGCAACUUUGAACGCCUGUAUGGUUUUCCUGAGCAGCACUUGGUGAGCAAAAUGAUUAUUUUACUGUCUUACUCAUCUAGCUGCCAUUGGCUUCAUAAAGCAUAUGACUUGGUGCUCGUUGUUCAAAAUGAGAAGCCCAAUCUUCUUCAUUAUGACCCUUUAACCAGACUAGCUCUUACCUUACUAAGAGCUCAAAUGCCAAUUCCUGCCUCCACAGUUCUAAGGAUCGUGUUGGGGAAUGGCAAGCUUCCUCCUAUAGAUAUAUGGUGCACCUUGUUUUUUCACCUAGUGAAGACACAAACUGGGUCCUAUCUUGCAAGCGACAUCUUGAUCGAUAUUUGUGAGUUUGUUUUGGAUCAUACUUCAGAUGCAAAAAGGUUUAAGAGCAUAAAUGCAAAUGCAGUAAAGCCUAAUAUUACAAUUUUCAACCUUGUCCUGAAUUCAUGUGCAGAGUUUGGAUCUACCUUAAUGGCUCAACAAAUAAUAGAACUGAUACCACGGGUAGGUGUUGUAGCUGAUGCAAAUACCGUUAUUAUCAUGGCCCGGAUUUAUGAGAUGAUUGGACAGCGUGAUGAGUUAAGGAAACUGAAAAAACACAUCGAUGGAGUUUCUUCUGUGAUAUUAAAUCGCCACUUUCGGCAGUUUUAUGAUUGUCUCUUGAGCUUGCACUUUAAAUAUAAUGAUAUUGAUGCUGCUGCAGAGCUUAUGUUGGACCUGUAUCAACGCCCAAAAUCUCUUCAGUCCCCCUGUGGGUUAUAUGGGAAAAGUAAUGGACCACAAACAUAUUGUAUGGUCCAGAUUGGGUCAGACAAUCUAAGGAUGGGAUAUAAAAUUAUGGUUGAACCCAAUCAGAUACAAAAUGAUUUUGUUGUUGAUGCACAAAGUUACUCGAAGCUUGUUCUCUUUACAGAUGGGAAGCUUGUUCCCAGCAAGAGGGCUCUUGCAAAGCUUAUAAAUUGCUAUGUAAAAGAAAGAAAGGUAGAUAAGCUGUCUAAUUUUUUUAUAAAUAUACAGAAGGAUGUAGAUUCAAAAGAAGCCAAUUUGUGCUUGGAUGUGAUGGAUGCUUGCAUUCAGCUGGGCUUAUUGGAUACUGCCCAUGACAUUCUUGAUAACAUGGAAGGUGCUGGAAUUCUGAUAGGGUCCAAGACAUACAUAUCACUUUUAAGAUCAUAUUGCAGAGAAAAUAUGCUGGAAGAAUCCAAAGUGCUACUAAAACAGAUGAGAAAAGUGGGUCUGUUUGUAAAUAUAUCUGACGAGCAAGCUUUAUUUCAAUGCGUGUCAGAAGAUGGUGCUGCCAAUCCUUGUGAUAAAAUAACUGCAUCUUCUGUUGGGAAAUCACAUUUGGUUGAGUAUUUAGACAGGGAACUCAGGGAGGAAUACUCAAAAUGUCACUUGAUUUAUGAAUUUAACAGUUCAAUUCAAUUCUUUUGCAAGGCCAAAAUGAUAGAAGAUGCUCUGAAGACAUUCAAAAGGAUGAAGCAAAGAAACAUCCAACCCACAGUGCAGACGUUCAGUCAUCUAGUAUAUGGUUAUUCUUUGUUAAAGAUGUAUCGCGAAAUUACGAUAUUGUGGGGAGAAAUUAGGAGGCGUCUGGAGGAUGGAGUUUUAGUUGUGGACAGAGACUUAUUUGAGCUUUUGCUCUGGAAUUUUCUUAAAGGGGGAUAUUUUGAGAGAGUAUUGGAGAUAAUUAAUUGUAUGAUAAAGCAGAAUAUGUAUAUAGAUAAGUGGAAGUAUAAAAGAGAGUUUCUGAAGCUCCACAAAAAUCUGUACAGGAGUCUAAAAGCAUCAAGUACAAGAACAGAUGCUCAGAGUAAGAGGCUUGAGCAUGUUCGAGCUUUUAGGCAAUGGGUUGGCAUUAAAUGAAAAUACAAGAAAAUAUGCCUUUAUUAUUCUUUAUGGACAUGCGCCGAGUUUCCUCAAGGACCAUUUUGCAAUGGAUCACGAGUCCAGGAAUGUUCCAGUGGAAAGACACUCCUAUGUUCUCCAUGGAUGAUAAAUUAUUGGCUGCACUUCAGCGCAUGUAAGGUUUUGUUAUAAUGUUGUUGCAGUUCUUACAACAUUCUCUUUUCAACCAGAUAUAUUGUUCGAUCUUCUGGGACCAGGCACAAUGAAAAUAUUGCAUGCUAUGUCACUGCUAGAGGAGCUCUAGUAAUUCUGGAUGUUUCAGUUUUGGCAUCCAGGAGCAUAUUGACCUUGGAUCAUGCAUGUCACUCAUCAUCCAUUAACAUUUACCUUUAAUGAAUUAAGUUAAUUAUGUCGAUGAAA
Molecule: messenger RNA, 3320 nt
Organism: Phoenix dactylifera (date palm)
Lineage: Eukaryota; Viridiplantae; Streptophyta; Magnoliopsida; Arecales; Arecaceae
Product: Pentatricopeptide repeat (PPR) superfamily protein
Molecular function (GO): protein binding
Source: RefSeq, a predicted model, not a curated record